Messenger RNA from Emiliania huxleyi CCMP1516, 735 nucleotides. RefSeq lists its product as hypothetical. The transcript has a single exon. Bases 1 to 735 code for a protein of 244 amino acids. NCBI's taxonomy places the organism in Eukaryota, Haptophyta, Isochrysidales, Noelaerhabdaceae. The record is from RefSeq and is a predicted model, not a curated record. Gene Ontology annotation, biological process: cellular response to hypoxia. Gene Ontology annotation, molecular function: L-ascorbic acid binding; peptidyl-proline dioxygenase activity; ferrous iron binding.
AUGCUCACUCCCCUCUUCGCCAGCGGCCUCGUCGUGCUGCUCGAUGAGGCCGCGCCUUCCACCAUCCGCGCUGGCCGCGUGCACGUCGAGCGUGGCUUUGCGCCGCCGCGGCUUGUGCAGGACCUGCGUCACGACGUCGACUGCCUCACGACAGCGGGCCUCUUCGAGCGCGCCUUCUCUGGAGGCACGAGCAGCGGCGACGACGCCUUCCGCAAUGCCGAGAUGUGCGACCCUGUCGGCCGCGACCGGUCGGUUGGGCUCUGGGAUGCCUUUUACGCAGUGUGGGAGCGGCUCGACCUGGUCCGGCAGGAGCUGAGCGCCGCCCUCGGCCGCGAGAUGUCCACCGAGAUGGAGCUACACUAUGUCAGAUACCCAGUCGGCGGCUACUACCGACGACACGUCGAUGAGGACCUCGACGCCAACCCGCGUGCCCUCACCCGAGCAAUCUCUUUCAUCUGCUACUUGAACAAGCCCGGCUGGUGCGCAGCGGACGGCGGAGAGCUGCGCAGCUACCCGCCUGGAGAGCCGCCGAGCGAUGUGCUGCCCGAGAGUGGCACGCUAGUGGUCUUUGACUCUGCGCGAGUGGAGCACGAGGUGCAGCCCACCGGCAAGGAGCGGCUGGCGCUCGUCGGCUGGUUCCACGCUCCGGCAGCCGACCCGGGGCAGGCGGACGUGUUCGACGAGCCCGCCUCGCUGCCGGCCGAGGACCCGCUGUGGGAAAUGUCCCAGUCAUGA